AUGCAGCCUCAACCCGUUUCCCAGUCGGAUAGCAAUUCCAGUCUGAGGUCACAAUCCGGCUCAUAUCUACCACAAGAUGAAUGGCCUCUCUCCCCUGAUAGCCCAUCGCUGUCGCUUGUAACACCUAAGCCGAACUUUCCUCGUAUGCGUCUCCGCUUUCUUGCCAGACUUACUUCGUCCCAUGGUCUGGCCAAUUCAUUCAACUGCGACAAUAUCUUCACCAGGGCAAAGGCUCAUUCUGGCCUCCUACAAUAUGGUAGCCAGCCCUCCCUCGAAUCAGUAGCCAUUGCUGGAACCCCAGUUGCAUCGCCUUGGGUAACUAUAGGCCAACAGACACAGCCCCAGCACCAGCAAAGGCUGACAGGACAACACUCAUUGGCAAACAUAUGCGAACAGAUUGUCAGAGGUGCCUUUGAAGCAUCAUCUCAAGUAUCUGAUCUAAACUGGUCUAACUCACGAAAAUUGUCUUGUUCAAGAUUCUUUUCCCCAAGAAAUGUUGAGCUGUUCUUGACUUUGUUCUUUCAAGCCUGGCAUCCAAACUGGCCCGUCUUCCAUAGACCUACAUUUGACCCCACUGCAAAGUCUCCCAAGUUGAUAGCGGCUCUGUCACUGAUAGGUGCCUCUUUGAGUCCCGACAGAAAGUACCAUGAUCAAGCAAUGAUGUGGCUCGAGACAGUCGAGAACUGGAUCUUCCAGGACCCGGAUUUCAGCGAAGACAGUAUUGCUCAAACAGACGAUGACAGCCAGGAUUCUCAGGUUCGUCAGCGCCUUGACAUAUUGCAGGCUGCUUAUGGUAUCGUUCUGCUCAUGAAUUGGGAGGGUGACACAAAAACGAGACUCAGAGCACGAAGAACACGGUUUCCUGACAUCGUCUUCGUUUCCCGCACCCUGUAUCCCUUCGCGAUGGUUGGAACAAGCGAGGAAGAAUCCCUUGCUUCACGCAACCUCCAUGACCACUGGACGGCGUUUGGAUUGCGAGAGGAGUUAAUCCGUACCCUCUUAUAUACCUUCCUUCUUGACUCUGCAUUCGUGAUAUUUUACGAUAUGAGUCCCCGAAUGGUAAUCAAUGAACUACAAUUUGGCCUCGCGGCUCAGGAUGAGCACUUUCAUGCUCCAGAUGCCGAGACAUGGUUCAUGUGCACCCAAGCUGCAGCAGAGAGAUCACUGGCGUGCAGCCAGGUCACGUUGGCUCAGUCCAUUACCAUGAUUAUGGGUGAGGACGUUGGUACUAGUGGAUGGGAAGUCUUUGAGACAAUAAGCCCAUUGAAUCUGUUUGCUAUUGCUAGUGCCUUCCACAAUCUUAUAUACCAUCACCAGAACGGACCAGACCCAAGGUCAAGAUCCUUGCCUAUUACACGAGGGCUGAGUAACUGGUUUCGAGUUUGGUCCAGUUGUAACUUAUUCUCAACCUCCGACAACUAUAUCUCCGUGGAAGCAAACAGAUCUCAGAGAAAGCUCGGGUUCUUUCUUCAUGCAGAUGAAUAUUGGUGUCUCGCCAAUCUGUUCUGUAGCCAAUUCGAACGCGGUGUCAAUCCCCACCACUCAUUUGGCGAUACUCAUUCACACCGAUCUCAAGGGGUAUCUGAUAUGGGCAACAUACAUAGCUUGAUCCUUCGCUUCCAGGAUGUAGAUCUUGGAGAGAUUGUUCUGUCAUGA
Messenger RNA from Fusarium mangiferae, 1656 nucleotides. RefSeq lists its product as uncharacterized. The transcript has 2 exons. Gene Ontology annotation, biological process: regulation of transcription by RNA polymerase II; DNA-templated transcription. Bases 1 to 1656 code for a protein of 551 amino acids. The record is from RefSeq and is a predicted model, not a curated record. Lineage: Eukaryota; Fungi; Ascomycota; Sordariomycetes; Hypocreales; Nectriaceae. Gene Ontology annotation, cellular component: chromatin. Gene Ontology annotation, molecular function: zinc ion binding; RNA polymerase II cis-regulatory region sequence-specific DNA binding; DNA-binding transcription factor activity, RNA polymerase II-specific.